GGUGAUCGGUAGUGGCAGCGGGCGGAGGUCGCUGCUCGCUCUGGUCUCGCCGGCGGAGGAAGCGGGGUCCCUAACCAAGCGCCCCGGAGGCUGCUCGUUGUGGUCAGCAGGCACUGUGGAGGUUCCGUGAGGUCCCUUCGGAGAAGCGAACUGCGCAGGCUUGUGCGGCGGCAGCGGCGGCGACAAGAGAAGCCGCAGCAGCCGAAGCUACCGCGGCGGCCGCUUCCGUCUCGCCUUACUUCGGCUACCCGCAGAAGGGACACCAUGCCGAAGAGAAAGUCUCCAGAGGGUGCUGAAGGCAAGGAUGCUGCAAAACUAACAAAGCAAGAGCCAACAAGACGAUCUGCACGAUUAUCAGCCAAACCAGCUCCACCAAAACCUGAGCCUAAGCCAAGGAAAACUACUAAGAAGGAACCUGGAACAAAGGCUAACAAAGGUGCUAAGGGGAAGAAGGAUGAAAAGCAGGAAGCUACAAAGGAAGGUACUACACCAUCUGAAAAUGGUGAAAAUAAAGCUGAAGAGAUUCGCAUCUCUCGCUCAACUGUUAGUGUUUCAACAUCCAGAGGUGCUCCACCCAGCACACUGUCAGUAAAAGGGCAGAUUGAAACAGUGAAAGUUAAGGGUACGGUAGAGCAUUCUGCAUGUGUGCAGUGAAUAGAAACAGAUAGUAGUGUGGUGCUUUUCAUUGUGAACAAUGAAAGCUAGCAGGUAAGGCUUCUCUGGCUUUUGCAAAUCAGGAACCGAUAUAUUUCAGAGUGUUUAUAGCUGUCCUGUCUAUAUGAUUUAUAGUGCUUAAAUAGCUGGAAAUUGGGCUGUUACAAAUAUUUGCAACAAAAGGAAAGAGUGCUAGUGUUGAAAGUGGGUUUAAAAAAAAAUCCUGAGGUGGUGGUGGUGUUACUUUUAUAAAAGUUGAGACAGAUUGUGAUCAACUGCCAUAACAUUUUUCCUUUACCUUUUACAGGCACAGAGAACUGAAGUGCGUGUGAACUGACAUGAACAUUUGGGGAUGAUUUUAUGUACUUCUGGACAACUUUUAAAAGAUAUUUUUAUUAAGUAUUUUGUAAAUGCUAAUUUUUUAGGACUUACAAUAAGCUGACAAACUGUAAAUGAACGUUUCCUCCUUCCAUACCCACGCUUCUAGAACUUCGCAGUGUUGCCAAGUUAAAAAAACAAAAAACAAAAACAAAGUAUCAGCUUAACAUUGGAAAAAGUGUUUGUAAGAUUGGACAAGCAUUCCACUUACUUGCUUUUCAGAAGUAUAUGUCUUGUGCAUAUGGUGAUGUUUUUACCGUGGGUGUUUGGAUUUUUCUUGCAGCUUUUUCUAGAGCAAUAAUCCGUGGUGCUUUUGUAUUUAAGGUUUAUGCGAUUUUAAUGAAACAUGUAUAGAUAUGGCCACCUGCUGACUAUUUUGGUUUCUUUACAUUUGUUUAAAAUAAACAAAGUCUCUGCUGCCAGAAAAUAUAAUUUCCAAUAUUUUCUCUAAAUCUGAGAUAUGCCUUACUUAGCACUUGUUAGGAUGAUACUAAGCACACUUACCUAGAAUAAAUGCCCUGGUGAUUUCAGGAUAAGGAUACAUGCCCAAGGAAGUCAGUGGGACUUGAACCACAAUCCUAAACACCCUUGCUUGGCAUUAGGGUCCACUGUUUAGGACCAGAGGACUUACAUGCAAUUAUUCCAACUUACGUGGUUUGUAGAUCAAAGCCAAAGUACUUUACGGUUCCCCUGAGGAACAUUCACGACACAUGCAGAUCUGUGACAAAUAAUGGAAUUGAAGCUCACAUAUGUAAUAGCAGGCCUCGCACAGUUUGUGAUCCGUGGAACCAUAAUUAGCCCACUGGCCAUGUACUGUGGCUUGCCCAGGUAUUUCAGAACUCCUGCACCUGUCUUUGCAGCUUCACAUGCAAGGUGUGCAUUGCAAAAGUACAACUCUUGCCGAACCCUGGGAAGCUACCUUAUAUGGUUGGAUAUUGCAUAGUAGAGAGGAGACUUUAAAGUUGUCCCUGGUCCAUUUUUCAGCUUUACACUAUUUCAGUUCAAACAGACUUUAUAAUACUGCAUCAGCACAGACUGAACUAAAAGAUUUAAUUUCUUUGCUGGUUGAAAGAUUAAAAGGAACAGGUUUGACUUCGCAUCCCCUUCUCUUAGCCAUCCCCCAGUCCACAAAAACAUCUCAGAUUAUGAAACUGUAACCUGUAUCCAGUUUUAAUUUACCUUUGAUAAUUUUGCCUACUUUAUUAGAAAAACAAUGGUUAAUAUACCAAAUUGGAGGUUAAUCAACACUGUGUGUGGUGCCUGCUAGAAAUGAUGUAGAUGAAAGUAUACUUUAAGAGGUCUGUGGUUGUGAUGGUGGUCUUAAAUUAGCUGAAUGAUUUCUAGUACUGUGUUAACACUGCUUCAGCCUAUUAUAAGCACCUAGUCAUUUUCCCAUCUCUACUUUUCUUCUUUUUAAAUAAUUCACCUUUUGAAUAUUUUUUGUUUGUGGGGAGGCAAAGAAAAGUAUUUGUCUUUUGGUAACAUUUAUUUUUAUUGCUGAACUGGUGGCCAUAACGUCUGGGGAUAUAUGCAUGUUUCAGUCAAUAAAUGAAGUAAUUAUCACCCAA
Molecule: messenger RNA, 2600 nt
Organism: Varanus komodoensis (Komodo dragon)
Lineage: Eukaryota; Metazoa; Chordata; Lepidosauria; Squamata; Varanidae
Gene: HMGN3
Product: high mobility group nucleosomal binding domain 3
Exons: 6
Coding region: 265-654 (129 amino acids)
Biological process (GO): chromatin organization
Cellular component (GO): chromatin; nucleus
Molecular function (GO): nucleosomal DNA binding
Source: RefSeq, a predicted model, not a curated record